Strongylocentrotus purpuratus (purple sea urchin) is the source of this 2408-nucleotide messenger RNA. Its product is annotated as homeobox protein Nkx-2.5. Lineage: Eukaryota; Metazoa; Echinodermata; Echinoidea; Camarodonta; Strongylocentrotidae. The coding region runs from base 366 to 1400 and encodes 344 amino acids. Gene Ontology annotation, molecular function: RNA polymerase II cis-regulatory region sequence-specific DNA binding; DNA-binding transcription factor activity, RNA polymerase II-specific. Gene Ontology annotation, biological process: regulation of transcription by RNA polymerase II; cell differentiation. The transcript has 2 exons. The record is from RefSeq and is a predicted model, not a curated record. Gene Ontology annotation, cellular component: nucleus.
UCGAUGAAGAUGCCUGUUCAGAGCCGACCCCUGUCUUGUUUAAUGGUUCGACCCACCCGCCCGUCAAACUGUCUCCUAAAGAAGAACUGCCCCACUUUUUUUCAAACACUAAUGGUCUGUUUUAUCACAAUUGUAAGACCCUUGAUAAGUGAACGUAAAUGUUUAUUCGUGUGAUGCGACAGUGUCUCGGCAAAGAUUGACACGGGAUGAGAGUGAAACGUUUUCGAUCAAAAAACUCAACCUCGCUACUCUUCUCCAAACCACACGCAUAUCAACGUCACAAACUUUUCCAGCCCGCGUGUGGCGGCUUAUUAUCAUACAUUCAUUUAUAGUUUUUUAAUUGAGUUUUAAAUUUGGAUUUGAAUAUGUCGUACAUGCAGACCUUCGUGCCUCCUUUCACAACCGGUAUGUUCCCGGGCAACCCGUCGUCGUUUUCGGUGAAAAGCAUCUUGAAUUUAGCGGAGCAGCAGCCGCCGUACCGCGGGCAGACGGCCGGUUACCAACAGGGUUUGCCCAUGGAUUCUAGCUAUUACUGCGGGCUCCAGGAAGAUUGUAUGCUCCCCGAUCCAGGCUCCAUGCCUCCCCCCUGCGACUACACUGGAGCCCCGAACGCAAUCUACCCGACCCAGCCGCGGGAUCCUCACACCGUGGAGCAUGGCUCCGUGCCUAUUCCGGUAACGGCUGCUUCCAACGGGACACCGUGUUCAUUCCACCCCGACACGACAGGCGAUAUAAACAUCAGAGAGAUAGGUGGAGACGAUACGGCGCCCAACACUAAUCCAGGUAACACCCUCCAGUCUGCUGACAGCAAACACUCAUCAAAUAACAUUAAGCGGUCAUCUUGUGCAAAACAGCAGCAGCAGCAACAACCUUCAAGCACGACGCUGAAGCCGCCCAAAUCUGCCCGGCAACGGCGUAAACCCCGUGUUCUCUUCUCCCAAGCCCAAGUGUACGAGCUGGAACGUCGCUUCAAACAGCAACGGUAUCUAUCAGCACCAGAGCGAGAGCAGAUGGCAAAUGUUCUGAAGCUUACGCCGACUCAAGUCAAGAUCUGGUUCCAAAACCGACGUUACAAAAACAAGAAACAACGCGAGACUAAGACCAUUGAUUUAGGAACGGCGACCGCCGUCGCAGCCGCAGCCGCAGCGGCUAGGCACCAGCAAAACAACGACCAGUACUCAGCACGUCGUGUGGCCGUACCGGUCCUCGUACGGGACGGUAAACCUUGCUCGGGUUCGUCCAAUCCGCCGCCUUAUUCCUAUUCCUGCACCAACUAUACAGUUGGUGGUACCUCCAAUACCCAAGCCACAUCCUUCUCGAAUUCUUGUAAUUAUGAGUACACCACACCACAAAGCGAUCAGUAUCUUGAGUCGUCCAUCACUAGCAACCGAACUUGGUGAGAAUUCUCCAAUCAGUACUCUUCAACUGAUAGUCUUCCAGACUUUUUACAUGACUUUGUAGAUAUUGAUUAUCGUAUGAACCAAUCUGUUAAAAAUUUUCCACCAGGUUUACUUCUUCAAGUUAUUCAUUAUGUACCAUUUACUCUGGAAAGAAGGACUGUGUCCUCGUUGCACCCAUAGUCAUAGGCGAAACAAGUUCGUGAACUCUUGAAGAAGUUGGAUGACACUUGGGAUUAUAAUCCGGGGGAGCCGCUGCUGUAAACUCCUUGCUCAAACAAUACAGUUGUCAUGAUAUUUCUCAUGCUUUAUCGAAUAAACGAUACUGGUGUACUUCAUUAGGGUUUAACUUCAUAUUUUUCUAGCUCAAUGUUAUCUAUCAAUUUUCAUUUUUAUGUAAAUGAUGAUUGAUGUGAUACAACCUGUGUUUGAGUAUUAAACUCCAAGUUGUUCUUGCCAAACUUGAUUUAGAAGAGCGACACCAUACCACACACUCUAAAAGUGGACAUUAUAUUUCGGUAUUAUUGGUCGGUAGUUUUAGCCCUACAUCUCACAUAUAUAGAAAUUUUCUCCCCAACUUUGUAUGAGUAUGUAUUAAUUUAAUCAGAAUGUUAAUCUGGUAGGUAAUUAUGAACAUUAAAAUACCGUCUUUUCAUAGCCAGAAUUGCACGUAUUUUUUUUUCUUUUCUUGUACUUUAAAAAAAAUUCACUUGUAAGUACUGUACAACACACUUUGAGAACUAGAAAUCAGCUUUUCACAAUUCCUUGUACAUCUCAUUUGCAUUUACCAAUGAGAUUGGAGUCACUAUUUUUAUCAAAUAAAUGCCAAAUUUACUGCAGUAUUAUUGAUGUUUAUGUCGGGAAAUACGCAAGCCAUUCACUGUAUACUUUCCACCAAGUGCUGUGCAAUUCAAUCAAAAUACAGAGUGCACAACAUACUGCAUAUAUAAUUUUCAAUACUGACGAAAGAACUGUUGUAUUUACAAAUGUUUUAUGGAAUCAUUCGGAAUU